Messenger RNA from Cladophialophora immunda, 2404 nucleotides. RefSeq lists its product as hypothetical. Gene Ontology annotation, biological process: carbohydrate transport; transmembrane transport. Gene Ontology annotation, molecular function: carbohydrate:proton symporter activity. The coding region runs from base 583 to 2148 and encodes 521 amino acids. Gene Ontology annotation, cellular component: membrane. The transcript is spliced from 6 exons. Lineage: Eukaryota; Fungi; Ascomycota; Eurotiomycetes; Chaetothyriales; Herpotrichiellaceae. The record is from RefSeq and is a predicted model, not a curated record.
CUUUUCAAUGUAACGAUAACAUUCUGAUAUCCCAUCUAUCGCAGAUCCCCGCUUAGUUGAGGGCUAGGACUCGCUCUUAGGGCCUCGACCUGCGUCGCUCCUCCAUGUAACAGUGCAAUCGCAUGGGUUUGCCCCGACGAUCCUGGCACCGACCUUGCCUUCCUCGCCUCGAUUUGGCCCGAGUCAUACGACAAGAUGGAUGCUAUCGACGAGCCAGACGAGCAGCAGCCGCUUUUGGCACGUCGGUCGAAUCAGGUGCCACCGGCAAUUCAAGUUGAUAGCGAAGGUGAGGCUUUGCCCUCGUGGCCAUGAUUUCCAACCACGCGAAUGGGACACCAUUCCAUUCCAGACCCUGGCCACAUCCCUCGGGCUGCUGUAUCUCGCUACCGCCAGGAGGGGUCAAGUCAAGCGGCAAAGACUGAUGAACGCGGUUCUCAAGCUCUUAUCGUCCUUGAUAACGCAGACUUGUUUGGAAGCGUUUAUCAAUUGACUAUCGCCCGUCAUCUGCCACUGUCUGUGCGCUCUACUUCUUCCAACUUCCAAAGGACCUGAUCAACGGCGCUCACUGCGGGAACCACAGAUAUGGACAAGGAUAUUGAGAUCAGAAAAGAGCCCGUGGGCGUCAUUGCGACUGCCUCUAUUGACGAAAUCAACGCUGAAGCACGCACAGCCACCGACAAAGAACAUAGACACUCGUUCUGGGAAGCCGUGAGGCUGUACCCGGCAGCUGUCGGAUGGUCUCUCUUCUUUUCACUGGGUGUUAUCAUGUGUGCCUUUGAUCCGCAACUUUUAGGCCAGCUGUAUGCGACGCCAGCAUUUCAGCGUGACUUCGGUUAUCUCUACGACGGAAGCUAUAUUGUCUCGGCCCCAUGGCAAACCGGCCUGAGCAUGGGCUCCCCAAUCGGCCAAGUCGUCGGAGCAUUCUUCGCGGCUUAUCCGAUGGAGUGGUUCGGGCGUAAGAAGACAUUCGGAGCAUGUGUCAUCCUCACGACCGGUUUCGUCUUUAUCCAGUUCUUUGCCAGAUCACUUCCCGUCCUGCUUGCGGGCGAAUUACUCGGAGGAUUGGUCUUGGGGAGCUAUGCCGUUAUCGCCCCGGCGUAUGCAUCAGAGGUGUGCCCUUUGGCCCUUCGAGGUGUUUUGACAUCCUGCACGAACAUCUGCUUCGUGACAGGCCAAUUGAUUGCAAAUGGCGUCAUUGCUGGGACGCAUGUACUUGACAGCCACUGGGCUUAUAGCGCGCCGUUCGCUAUCCAAUGGCUCUGGCCACUUGUUAUUCUGAUUGGUUUGCCAUUUGCUCCUGAAAGCCCGUGGUGGCUGCAACGACAAGGUCGGUUCGAGGAUGCCGAAAAGUCUCUCAAGCGACUAGCCUCGCCCAAGGUCGACGUUCGACCUACUCUGGCCAUGAUAAUCGAGACGGAUCGAUUGGAGAGAGAAAUCGAGGCGGGUUCCACUUACUCGGAUUGUUUCAAGAAGAUCAACAUCCGCCGGACCGAGAUUGCCGUCGGUGUUUAUACCAUCCAAGUCCUGUCCGGCAUCUACCUGGUCGGCUAUGCCACCUACUUCUUUACCCUUGCUGGCCUGCCCUCCGACCAGGCGUUCAACAUGGGUGUUGGCUUCCUCGCGAUCGGCUUCGUGGGGACUUGUCUCUCAUGGAUCCUGCUGAUCUACUUCGGCCGCCGGACCAUCUACAACACGGGCCUGGCGCUGCUGGCGGUCCUCCAGAUCAUCAUCGGGAUCCUGGACUGCGCGCCCCACUACGACAGCAGGCCCUCCAUUUCUUGGGCCCAGAGCGUCCUGAUGCUGAUCUGGAACUUCAUCUACGACUUGUCCAUCGGGCCCGUGUGCUUCGUCCUCCUCUGCGAGGUGUCGGCCACCAGAGUGCGCGGGAAAACCAUCGCCAUCGCCACCGCCGUCCAGGCCACCGCCGGCAUCGUCAUGACCGUGGCGAUUCCCUACAUGAUCAACCCCGACCAAGCGGACAUGCGAGGAAAACUCGGCUUCUUCUUUGGCGGACUGGCGGCGCUGUGUCUGACGUGGUCAUACUUCCGAGUCCCUGAACUGAAAGGGAGAACGUACCAGGAAGUCGACAUCAUGUUCGAGCGCAACAUCAAGACGAAGGACUUCAAGCACUACGUGGUCACCGCUUGAGACGCAAGACGAACAGUACCAACCAAAUGGAGGCAUUUGGGGUUCAUUGUGUGGACUGCUUUACGAGAUAUUUGAUCUGGCCACGGCGUCUUAUAGGACUGAGACAGCCCCUAGUUUGUACUUCCCAACGGCGGACCACCAAGCCAGCAGUCCUGAUGUUACUUGGCCUAUAGUCCCGAAGCGCCAAUGAAGAAGUUGUGAGACCUGCAGUCUUCAGCCAUAGAAAGCCUCGCUGUCGUCGUUUCUCUUUCUCCAG